Molecule: messenger RNA, 898 nt
Organism: Phlebotomus argentipes
Lineage: Eukaryota; Metazoa; Arthropoda; Insecta; Diptera; Psychodidae
Product: trypsin-1-like
Exons: 2
Coding region: 58-828 (256 amino acids)
Biological process (GO): proteolysis
Molecular function (GO): serine-type endopeptidase activity
Source: RefSeq, a predicted model, not a curated record
UACGGUGACUGGAAUUGUCUGGACAUCAUUCAUUAUUCGGUACUUUUGUGAAACACAAUGAUUCGCUUGGUGGUUCUGUGUGUGCUGUUUGCGGCAGCUUUUGGUGCUAAUUUGAAGUACUUCCCGAAGCCGAGGCUGGACGGAAGGAUCGUUGGUGGCUAUGAGGUGAACGUUGAAGACGCUCCGUAUCAAGUAUCCCUCCAGACGUCCGGCCACAUUUGCGGUGCUUCAGUCCUCAGUGAGAAUUUCGUCCUGACUGCUGCCCAUUGCACUGAUGGUCAAUCUGCUGGCAGACUAACUCUGAGGGUUGGAUCCAGCUACCAUGCAAAGGACGGUGAAAUGGUGAAAGUGAAGAGAAUUGUACAGCAUCCGAAGUAUAAUCCACGCACCGUCGAUUAUGACUUCUCCCUUCUGGAACUGGAGAAGCCUCUGAAGUUCAGCGAAGUGUGCCAACCAAUUGACUUGCCGGAGCAGGAUCAAGAUGUUGAGGAUGGUGCUAUGCUGUUGGUGUCUGGCUGGGGCAACACUCACAACUCUCAGGAGUCCAGGAAUAAGCUGCGUGCUGCUGUCGUGCCCAAGGCGAAUGAUGAUUCAUGCAACAAGGCUUACAGCGCCUACGGUGGCAUCACAGCCAGGAUGAUCUGUGCUGGAUUUGAGGAGGGUGGCAAGGACGCGUGCCAAGGAGAUUCCGGUGGUCCGUUGGUGGAGGACGGCACCCUCGUGGGUGUUGUGUCGUGGGGAUAUGGCUGCGCCGAGAGAGGAUAUCCCGGUGUCUAUUCUCGUGUUGCAUCAGUGCGCGACUGGCUGAAGCAGGAAGCUGAUCUCUAAAACUUCUGUAAACAAACAUUAAUCUCUGGCUUGUAUCCGAAAUGAUUUAAUUAAAUAUUUUCCAUCAUAA